AUGUCGAAACAAUUUAUGAAAUUCCCCUCCAGAAGGUCAACAGUAUAUUCUUCUAAAGGAAUAGUUGCUUCAACUCAACCACUAGCUAAUGCUGCUGGGUUGAAAAUUUUAGAUAAGGGAGGAAAUUGUGUUGAUGCAGCAAUUGCGGUUUCUGCUGCUUUAACAAUUACUGAACCAGGGUCUACAGGUAUUGGAGGCGACUGUUUUGCACUUUACUACAAAUUGAAAGAUAAACUGGAUCCAAAAAGUGGGGUCGUGUUGGGGUUAAAUGGAUCUGGUAGAGCUGCACAAAAUGUGACACCACAAGAUGUUUGGAACGAGCACAACGAAGGGAAAUAUAUGCCAAGAAUACCUUACACUUCUGUUUUUUCAAUCACUGUUCCAGGGGCAAUUGCUGGUUGGUUUGAUGCUUAUGAAAAAUGGGGGUCAGGUAAAGUUACUUUUGAAGAGAUUCUUACUCCUGCUGUUCAAUUGGCGGAAGAAGGGUUCCCUGUUUCUGAAUUAUCAAGCCACGCCUGGAGAAAUUGUAUUCCUAAAUUAUUGAAACAAAAUCCUGACGUGAAAGAGAAUCCUUUUGUUCUUGAAGGUAAUCGAGGACCUGAAGAAGGUGAAUAUGUAACUAAUCACCGCGUGGCUAAAUGUCUCAGAUUAAUUGGCAAACAUGGGAAGAAAGUUUUUUAUGAAGGUGUAAUCGCAGAGGCAAUUAUUAAAACUACCAGUGGUAGAAAUCACAAAUUAACACUUGAUGAUCUUAAAAAUCAUACUUCUACCAUAGUUGAACCAAUUAAACUUAAUUUUCAAGACUACAAUGUAUGGGAAAUUCCACCUAAUGGACACGGGUUGGUUGCCUUAAUAGCUUUGGGGAUAAUUCAGGAACUUCACAAUCUGGGUAAAAUUAAUUUACACGAAUUGAAACACAAUUCGUCACGUUAUUUACACAUAUUAAUUGAAGCCUGUAAGCUUGGAUUCUACGAUUCAGAUGAAUAUGUCUCAGACCCAACUUUCAAGGAUAUUCCAAUUGAUGGCUUAUUAAAUCCUAAAUACUUGAAAGCUAGAUCAGAACUUAUCGAUUCAAACAAAAUCAUAGAUGGUGAUAAAAUGAAACACGGAGUUCCAGAUCCAAAAUUUAAAUCGGACACAGUUUAUCUUACAGUGAGUGAUUCCAAUGGAGAAGUUUGUUCUUUUAUAAACUCGGUUUAUGAAGGAUUUGGCUCUGCCAUAUUAGUAGAAGAUUAUGGAUUCUGUUUACAAAAUCGAGGCAAUAAUUUCAAUUUUACAGCGGGACAAUCAAAUUGUUUAGAAGGUGGUAAACGACCAUAUCAUACAAUCAUCCCAGGAAUGAUUACUAAUAAUGAUGGAUCAUUGUAUGCUGGUUUUGGUAAUAUGGGAGGGUUUGCUCAGCCUGUAUGCCAUGUGCAACAUGUAUUAAAUUUGACUGUAUUUGGAAUGACUCCACAACAACUGAUUGACUCUCCCAGGUUUGUAUUGAAUUCUAAUAAUGACGACUCCGCUGACAGAGGACGCGGGGCAGGUGGUCCAGUUCGUACUCCAAUAACAGUUGUGCAAUUAGAAGAAGGUAUUGAGCCUAAUGUGAUUGAUGAUUUGAAAAAGCUUGGACAUGAAGUGGAAGUUUUAAGUGGCUAUGGUAGAGAAACUUUCGGCCGAGCACAGAUCAUUAAAAAUGUUUCCAAAGAUGGAAAAUUAAUAUACGCUGGUGGUAGCGACAUGAGAGGUGAUGGUGCAGCUGUUGCCUUGAUUUAA
Candida albicans SC5314 is the source of this 1761-nucleotide messenger RNA. It is a transcript of the gene ECM38, whose product is annotated as Ecm38p. NCBI's taxonomy places the organism in Eukaryota, Fungi, Ascomycota, Pichiomycetes, Serinales, Debaryomycetaceae. The record is from RefSeq and is a predicted model, not a curated record. The coding region runs from base 1 to 1761 and encodes 586 amino acids. The transcript has a single exon.